AUGGCUCCCAAGUCGAAAGCAAGGACCCUCAUCGUGCGGAUGAUCUCCACCGCGCAGACGGGCUUCUUCUACACGGCGCAGAGGCUGAGGUUGGGUCCCCGGUUGGCAGCGGUGAAGUACGAUCCACGAGUGCAGCAGCGGGUGCUGUUUGUGGAGAGCAGGAAGACGGCGAAGAAGAGCAAGUAG
Molecule: messenger RNA, 186 nt
Organism: Epithele typhae
Lineage: Eukaryota; Fungi; Basidiomycota; Agaricomycetes; Polyporales; Epitheliaceae
Exons: 3
Coding region: 1-186 (61 amino acids)
Biological process (GO): translation
Cellular component (GO): mitochondrion; ribosome
Molecular function (GO): structural constituent of ribosome
Source: RefSeq, a predicted model, not a curated record